CUCUUUUGGCCUGAAAUAUAACCACCAGUACCCACUAGCUCCUACCAAUCAACACAAUGUCACCGCCCCUCCUCUUGCUCUUCUUCCUCCUCUUCUCCAUCUCCACCACCAAUUCCAAUGGAAGCCAUCAUCCUAACUUCUCUGCCAUCCUCUUCUUCGGCGACUCGACGUUGGACACCGGCAACAACGUGUUCAUCCCAACACUAAUCAAGAGCGACCACGUCCCCUAUGGGCUGGACUUCGCCGGCCAUGCAGCCACCGGGAGGUUCUCCAACGGCCUUCUGGUGCCGGACUUGCUUAGCUCCAAGCUUGGCAUCAAACACCUGUCGCCGCCGUUCCUGGACCCGAAGCUAUCGGAGGAGGACAUGCGGACGGGUGUGAACUUCGCGUCGGCGGGGUCGGGGUUCGACGACGUGACGUCGGUUCUGUCGCACACGAUGCCGAUGUCGAAACAAUUGGAGAUGUUCAGAUCUUAUCUUGGCAGGCUUAGAGAGAUGGUUGGGGAGGAGGAAGCUGGUAGGAUUAUUGCCGAUGCGCUCAUGUUUAUUGGCGCGGGAACUAAUGACUUCCUUUUGAAUUACUACGAUGUACCCACAAGGAAGGCAAUGUUUAAUAUAAGUGAGUACCAGGAUUUCAUACUCCACAAAGUGGAGGGUGCUCUGAAGGACAUACAUGAUCUUGGAGGCCGGAGAUUUUGUGUGGUGGGCCUUCCUCCAAUUGGCUGCAUACCUCUUCAAAUCACUGCUAGCUUUAGUCAUUUAUUACAUCGUGCAUGCGUUGAUGAGCAGAACUUGGAUGCGAUCAUCUAUAACUCGAAGCUCCAAAAACUACUCCAUGUGAUGCAAAACUUGCUUCCUAGUAGCAGAUUUGUCUACCAGGACACGUAUAAUCUCGUCAUGAAGAUCUUGAAUAAUCCAGUGAAGUAUGGUUUUGAGGAGACGACAAGAGGAUGCUGUGGGUCAGGACUAAUAGAGGUGGGUCCUCUUUGCAACAUCUUGACCCCACUUUGUCAAGAUGUGUCAUCCUACGUGUUUUUUGAUGCCAUCCACCCAUCUCAAAGAGUUCACAAGCUGGUUGCAGCCUACAUAAUGAAAUAUGUCAUUCCAAAACUGCAAUAAGCCAUCAGAUUGGCUAAUAAAAAUGUAUGCUGAAGGAUGCGCCUCCAUCGAUAUUAGACAUGUCCAUUGUGAGGUGGAUAGCGCAGCGAACUGGAUGGCUAGCUUUGUUGCCAAUCACUCAAGGGGGCCUACUUGGUCGAAUUUUGAUGUUUUGCCACCUUUUUUUAGGAUUAUUCUCUUUUCGGACUUUGUGGGUUUGUAUUCAGACUUGUGUUGUA
Elaeis guineensis (African oil palm) is the source of this 1336-nucleotide messenger RNA. Its product is annotated as GDSL esterase/lipase At2g31550. NCBI's taxonomy places the organism in Eukaryota, Viridiplantae, Streptophyta, Magnoliopsida, Arecales, Arecaceae. Gene Ontology annotation, molecular function: hydrolase activity, acting on ester bonds. The record is from RefSeq and is a predicted model, not a curated record.